Messenger RNA from Dovyalis caffra, 750 nucleotides. The record is from the annotation of a GenBank genome assembly. Lineage: Eukaryota; Viridiplantae; Streptophyta; Magnoliopsida; Malpighiales; Salicaceae.
AUGCUCUCAAGUUUGGAACCUCAAAAUAGUUACGAGGCCCGAGACAAGAACAUUUCUUUUACCGUGGUAAUAAUUUUGGGUAAAGGGGAGCUUUUGAUCGUGAGGACCAAAAAUAGGAGUAUUUUCUGGGAUGGUGUCCAGCAUAAAUGGAUGACAUUGAUUGGGGGCACAACAAGGACUGCCUUCUUCUUCUUCUUUUCCGUCUUUUUGAUGGGAAAAAGAGGACUGCUUCUUGGCAUUGCAUGUGAAUUAGAGUCAGCAGCGCUGAUUUUGCACCGCCAUCCAACGUGGACUCCAACAACAAAAGCCACCGACGUAAAAACAGACAGGUACGAACAUUCACUAUUACAUAAGAGUAGAAUGGAACGAGGAGGCCGCACGUUUUUCCAACCCAACAGUGUGAAAGGAAAGCUUCAAGGGAAUGUUAAUAUCAAUCAUCAAUGGACAUGUCUCCAUAUUUUUUUAGCAGGACAUGAAAAGCACAGAUACGGAAUGUUUAAUUACCCAUCUGAGGCCGCGACAGCUCUUUCAAGGUCAAACCUAUGGCAUCUUUUCUCUAAAAAGUUACCAGGGGAGCCAGAUGCGGAUAGAAUUAAGAGGGUGGUUGGCAGUCACAAAUCUAAGAGUAUUGAUUCCAAAUAUCCUCUAAAAUUUGUGCCAUUUCUUGUAUUAUUCCGCGAAAGCGAAGAUCAUAAGUUAAAAUCCGUUCUAACCCCACCAUUCUCGUCCACGACGACGGCAAAUGGUUAA